UUUCUAAUCCCACGAUGCAUAGCGUAAUGUCAAUGUGUUUUGAGUGAUACCGGCAACAUGAAGAACUUCAUUUACUUUUUUAUUUUUCAAUUAUUCAUUAGUUGUUUCGCGUUAGAAGAAAGUAAAGAUAAACCGAAAGGACCGAAAGUAACUGAUAUUGUAUAUUUUGAUAUUACGAUUGGUGGCGAACCUGCCGGCAGGAUUGAGAUUGGCUUAUUUGGUAAAACUGUACCAAAAACAGUGAAAAACUUUGUGGAGUUAAGCACAAAGCAUACAACAGAGGAAAGUAAAGAUGGUGGAUUGGUUGGCUACAAAGGAAGUAUAUUUCACAGAGUUAUUUCGGAUUUCAUGAUUCAAGGUGGAGAUUUCACUAAAGGAGAUGGAACAGGAGGUCGUAGUAUCUACGGAGAACGUUUUGCAGACGAAAAUUUUAAGCUGAAACAUUACGGAGCAGGAUGGCUUUCCAUGGCUAAUGCCGGAAAAGAUACAAAUGGUUCUCAGUUCUUUAUCACUACUAAAAAGACAUCUUGGUUGGAUGGAAGGCAUGUAGUAUUUGGAAAAGUCUUGAAAGGAAUGGAUGUCGUAAGAAAGAUCGAGUCUACAAAAACGGACGGACGAGACAAGCCCGUCAAAGAUGUCAUUAUUGCAGAUAGUGGUACCAUAGCAGUAGAGAAACCAUUUUCUGUUGCUAAAGCGGAUGCAACAGAAUAAAAUAAAAAAUUAGUAGAGUGCCUAAAUGGUAAACAGUUUCAUUUGUGAUUCCACUGCAUUUAACAAUUCUGGUGAUUUCCUAUGGUGAAGUAUUGAUUUAAGAAUACAAAUUCCAUACAAUAGUUCUUAAUUGUCACAAUUUAUUAUAUGUUAAACAGCUCUGUAGUGGAAUAUACAUUUUUUUUAAAUCUUUUUGUUUUUUGUCUAAAAAAAAGUACAGUAUAUAUGUGAAUUAGAAACUUUUUGAUAUACAAAUCAUUCCAUUGCUCAUACUGGAAAUAAACUUUGUUUUAAAAACAAUGA
Centruroides sculpturatus (bark scorpion) is the source of this 1014-nucleotide messenger RNA. RefSeq names its product peptidyl-prolyl cis-trans isomerase B-like. The transcript is spliced from 5 exons. Gene Ontology annotation, cellular component: intracellular membrane-bounded organelle. The coding region runs from base 58 to 711 and encodes 217 amino acids. Gene Ontology annotation, molecular function: peptidyl-prolyl cis-trans isomerase activity. Gene Ontology annotation, biological process: protein folding; protein peptidyl-prolyl isomerization. The record is from RefSeq and is a predicted model, not a curated record. Lineage: Eukaryota; Metazoa; Arthropoda; Arachnida; Scorpiones; Buthidae.